AUGACCAAAAAGUACGAAGGUCGUGCCGUAGGAAUCGACCUUGGAACAACAUAUUCUUGUGUUGCUGUGUGGCUUGAUGAGAACAAUAGAGUAGAGAUAAUCCACAAUGAACAAGGAAACAAGACCACACCUUCAUUUGUUGCUUUCACCGAUAAUGAAAGGUUGAUUGGUGAUGCUGCUAAGAAUCAGACUGCAUCCAAUGCAGAAAACACAGUCUUUGAUGCCAAGAGAUUAAUUGGCAGGAAGUUUAAUGAUUCUGUUGUUAAAAAAGACAUGAUGUUGUGGCCAUUCAAGGUGGUUGCCGGUGACAAUGGCAAACCCCUGAUUGUUGUUAAGUACAAAGGUCAGGAGAAGCAUCUAUGUGCUGAGGAAAUUUCAUCUAUGAUCCUCACAAAAUUGCGGGAGAUUGCGGAGAAAUAUCUGGACUCUCCAGUAAAGAAUGUAGUUGUCACUGUGCCAGCUUAUUUCUGUGACGCUCAGAGAAAAGCCACAAUAGAUGCUGGUGCUAUUGCCGGUGUUAAUGUUAUCCGGAUCAUCAAUGAACCAACUGCGGCAGCUCUUGCAUAUGGACUUGAUAAGAGAUCUAACUUUGUUGGAGAAAAAAAUAUUUUUGUUUUUGACCUUGGUGGUGGCACUUUUGAUGUGUCGAUCUUAACAAUCAAUGAUAAGGACUUUCAAGUUAAAGCCACGGGAGGAAACACUCACCUUGGAGGAGAGGACUUUGAUAACCGGAUGGUGAAGUACUUUGUAGAUGAGUUCAAGAGGAAGAACAAAGUGGAUAUUACUAGGAACCCUAGGGCUUUGAGGAGGUUAAGAACAGCAUGCGAAAGGGCAAAAAGGGUACUCUCUUUUUCUGUUGUCACCACUGUUGAGGUAGACUCUUUAUUUCAAGGAAUUGAUUUCUUUUCAUCAAUUACUCGUGCCAAGUUUGAGGAAAUCAAUAUGGACAUUUUUGAGGAGUGUAUGGAGACCGUCAAGAAUUGUCUUACCGACUCUAAAAUGAACAAGAGUACUGUAAAUGACGUUGUUCUUGUUGGUGGAUCUUCUAGGAUUCCCAAAGUUCAGCAACUAUUGAAGGAAUUUUUCAACGGAAAGGAUUUAUGCAUGAGCAUCAACCCUGAUGAGGCUGUUGCUUAUGGAGCAGCUGUACAAGCUGCUUUGUUGAGUGAAGGCUUUAAAAAUGUUCCAAACUUGGUGCUGCGUGAUGUUACAUCAUUGUCUCUUGGUAAGUUAGACUUCGGAGAUAUCAUGAGUGUGAUGAUUCCUAGGAACUCUUGCAUUCCCAUCAAGAUGACACAAAGUUUUGGAACAGUUGAAGAUAACCAAACUUCCGUCUUGACUGAGGUUUACGAGGGUGAGAGAACUAAAGCCAGUGAUAACAAUCUGCUCGGUUCUUUUAUUCUUUCUAACCUCCCGCCGGCACCUCGCGGCUAUAUUAUCAGUAUAAGUUUUGCUAUAGAUGAAAAUGGUAUUUUGACUGUUACUGCUACGGACAAAUCCACUGGUAAUAUGAAUGAGAUUAGCAUAAACAAUUACAAAGAAAGGUUGGCUGCUGAAGAAAUUACAAAAUUGAUUAAAGAAGCCGAGAACUUCCAUAUUGAAGAUAAGAAAUUCCUGAAGAAGGCGGAAGUAAUGAAUGCUUUAGAUUACUGUGUUUACAAGAUGAGGAAUGCUUUAAAUCAAACAAAGCAUAAUUCAAAGCUUCCGUCUAAAGAUAUCAACAUGAUCAAUUCUGCAAUUACGGAAGCCUCAAACUUGCUUGAUAGUAGCCAGCCGGUUGAAAUUGAGGUUCUUGAGAGUCAUCUGAAGGAUUUUGAGAGUAUGCUUGAACAUAUUAUUACAGGCAAAGAGUAA
Messenger RNA from Vicia faba (fava bean), 1854 nucleotides. Lineage: Eukaryota; Viridiplantae; Streptophyta; Magnoliopsida; Fabales; Fabaceae. The record is from the annotation of a GenBank genome assembly.